This is a messenger RNA of Scomber scombrus (Atlantic mackerel), 1022 nucleotides long. RefSeq names its product gastrula zinc finger protein XlCGF8.2DB-like. The record is from RefSeq and is a predicted model, not a curated record. The transcript has 2 exons. The coding region runs from base 1 to 873 and encodes 290 amino acids. Gene Ontology annotation, molecular function: RNA polymerase II cis-regulatory region sequence-specific DNA binding; DNA-binding transcription factor activity, RNA polymerase II-specific. Gene Ontology annotation, biological process: regulation of transcription by RNA polymerase II. Lineage: Eukaryota; Metazoa; Chordata; Actinopteri; Scombriformes; Scombridae.
AUGAGAGACAUGACUAACAGUAACAUUCAUACAGGAUCAGAAUCAACCAGCAAUGUGGAUCCAGAUAGUCCUCUAAAACCAGCUCCUUAUGAUAAAGCUUUAGAAACUGAGACUGAUUACAGUGAUGAUUGGAAGGAGAUCUGUGAACCUCAGGCAGGUGUAAACUCUCCGGAAGAUGAUGAUGAAAGUGAUAUUCAAAGUAAUACCGACAAGGAAUCAUAUAGCUGCUCUGAAUGUGGAAGAACAUUUUGCCGCAGGGAUCAUCUGAUGAGCCACAUGAGAACCCAUACAGGGGAGAAACCAUUUAGUUGCUCCGUUUGUCAGAAGCGUUUCAGUUGCAGCGGAAACAUUUUGGCACACAUGAGAAUUCACACCGGAGAGAAACCAUUUGAAUGCUCAUUCUGCGGCAAAAGCUUCAGUCAGAAAGGAACUCUGCAGCUACACGUUAGAAUUCAUACGGGAGAGAAACCGUUCAGUUGCCCAUUUUGUGAUAAAAGAUUUGCCCAUAAAAGACGUAUGACACUGCACAUGUCUGUCCACACAGAGGAGAAGCGAUUCAGCUGCAGUAUUUGUGACAGAAGAUUCACGUGGUACACGCAGCUCAAAACACACAAGUGUGUUACUGCCAAGGAAUCAUUUAGCUGCACUGAGUGCAGUAAAACAUUUAGCCUCAAGGGCAAUCUGAAGACGCACAUGAGGAUUCACACAGGAGAGAAACCGUUCAGUUGCUCAGUUUGUGGUAAGAGUUUUAAACAAAACGUUCAUCUCACCGAACACAUGACGAUCCACACCGGGGAGAAACUGUACAAAUGCAGCAUUUGUGGCAAAGGAUUCAACAAGAAGUUACUUGUCAAAAAUCACUCAUGCGCUUAAUCUUUAGACAGUUUGUUCUCUUUAAAGAACAAUCCUAAAUUUACAGAUAUGCUUUUACAAAGACAGUGAAUGAAAAGUGUCAUUUUGAAGUUCAAUAAGACUGUCUCACAAACUAUCUGUACGGUCCCAUCAUCUUCUAACCAAGUUCC